Australozyma saopauloensis is the source of this 6315-nucleotide messenger RNA. RefSeq names its product ATP-dependent RNA helicase. Gene Ontology annotation, molecular function: ATP binding; nucleic acid binding; ATP hydrolysis activity. The transcript has a single exon. NCBI's taxonomy places the organism in Eukaryota, Fungi, Ascomycota, Pichiomycetes, Serinales, Metschnikowiaceae. Bases 1 to 6315 code for a protein of 2104 amino acids. The record is from RefSeq and is a predicted model, not a curated record.
AUGACCCAAUCGGCCCCGUCUGGUUCCAAUGGGCUACCUUCCAACAAUAUUUCAGCAUCUGCACGACAUUCUGUCAAAAAACCGGACGAAAAUGUCAACUAUAACCCCCAAUCUGUGCUGGGAGAGGUUUCGGUGAAGGAGAUGGGCUCACGAGUAGACGGAUUUAAGCCCCAAAAUAGUGACGCGAAUGGUUUUGAGCCCAAUUCUGAAGAUGAGGUUGCCAAAAGCGGAUCAAACGCCGCUUUUUUCCCCCGUUUGUAUGGAGAAGAUACCACUUAUAGACCUACCACCGUCGAGAACCAAGAACGGUUUGAGCUGCUCAUCACACAUAUACACUCGUUACUUCCCGAUGAGCCUCAAAACGUGGUCAUUUCGGCCGCAGACUCGGUCUUGGAGAUCGUCAUGGAUGUAGAGCUUUCCGUAAAGCAGAAGCAGAAGGCUGUAGAAGAAUUGCUCUCGAUGCGCCUAGAUGAAUUGCAAAUGGCGGAGUUCUUCAAGAUGUGCAAGCAGAUUUCAGACUAUGGUAAACAGGCUGCUGAAGAAAAUCUAGGUGAAGAGCCAUUAGCAGUAGACUUUGAGGAGGAAGAUCUGGGAGCGGGCGAGACGAAGCCCGUGCUCGAGGAUUCCAGUGAAUUCGCCGUAGACGAGAAAGAGCCGCUGUCUUUAUCCAUUGGUCCCUCAUCUGAACCCACAAUUAUCACCGCCAAUCAAGAUGAAGAAACGGCGCUAAUACUGAUCAAUAAUGUAUCCAAAGAUACUCUUUUUUCUCGGGUCUCUGUAUUGGAGCCUGAAAUGGAGAGCGAGCACGUUCGCGAGAUGUGUAAAAGCAUAUCGCGGGUCAUUGCACAGCACGAACUCGAAAGCACAGAGUAUGAGAAGAAACUCAUGGAGAUCCUUGAUUUCAAACACCUAGAAUUUGUGAGGUUCUGCGUACAAAACAGAACGACGUUGCAUUAUGGGCUCCGACUCUUGGCAAACCGCAAGAAAACUAUUGCAGACAUCAAGGAAGCUGGGCUUUCUUCGUUGUUGGUGGAUCUCGGUCUCGAGAAGCCUAAGAAGAGAAGAAAUGAUGACGACGAAGACGAGGACGAAGAAGAACCAGAACAAGAUGGGAAGAAACGCUCCAAGACUGGCGCAAAGCUGACUCGUGAGCCACGCAUCAUUGAUUUGGAUGGUUUGGUCUUCGAUCAAGGUGCACAUUUGAUGACCCAAGAUAAGACUGUGCUUCCGAAAGGUUCCUUUCAAGAAAACAAAAAAUUGUAUGAUAUCAUUACUGUUCCAGCCCCGGCCCCUCCCCCAUCAUUAGAAGAUAGCGGCGAAAAACUUGUCUCUAUCUCCGAAAUGCCAGAGUGGGCACAAGCUGCAUUCCCCAGCGCAGAGACUUCUUCGUUGAACCGUGUUCAGUCCAAGAUCUAUCCCACCGCGUUCCUUUCCGAUGAGAAUUUGCUCCUAUGUGCGCCCACUGGUGCUGGUAAGACGAACGUGGCAAUGCUUACGGUGCUUCGUAUGUUGCACAACUACCGUGAUUCAGACACGGGCCAGAUUCGUGUCAAAGAUUUCAAAGCCGUGUAUGUCGCGCCAUUGAAAGCCCUUGUCUCCGAACAAAUGCGCGAGUUUGAGCGCCGAUUGAGUGCUCAGUAUGGUGUGAAAGUCAAUGAACUUACCGGAGACCUGUCCUUGAGUCAGCGCGAGAUAGCUGAGUCCCAAAUUCUUGUUACCACUCCUGAGAAAUGGGACGUUAUCACACGAAAACUGGUUGAUCUGCCCAAUGUGAAGGCAGUCAAGCUAUUAAUUAUCGAUGAGAUUCAUCUUUUGCAUGACGACAGAGGACCUGUGCUCGAGAGUAUUAUUAUGCGUGCCAAGCGCCAACAAGGAUUGCGGCUCGUGGGUCUUUCUGCUACGCUUCCUAAUUUUGAGGAUGUUGCCCGCUUCCUUCAGGUCGAUCUAAAAAAGGGCCUCUUCUAUUUCGGUCCACAAUUCAGACCUUGUCCUUUAGAGCAACAAUACAUGGGUGUCAAAGAGAAGAAACCUAUCAAAAAGAUUGCUGCCAUGAACGAGGCUUGUUACGAGAAAGUCGUCAAUUGCCAGGAGCAGGGCCAUCAGGUCAUUAUUUUCGUUCAUUCAAGAAAAGACACAGUCAAAACCGCACAAUGGCUCAGAGAUCGCAUGGCUGAAUCUGACAAAAGUGCGUUGAGAUCCCUGACAGGUACACAGGAGCUUUUAAGGCAAGAGGGUGAAAACGCCCACAAUAAGAAUCUCUCCGAAAUCCUUCCUCUGGGAUUUGGAAUACAUCAUGCUGGUCUUGACAAGAGCGACAGAAGCGUUGUCGAAGAUCUCUUCGCACAGGGUCACAUUCAAAUUUUGGUUUCAACGGCAACCUUAGCCUGGGGUGUUAAUCUCCCGGCGCAUACGGUCAUCAUCAAGGGAACAGACACUUACAAUCCCGAGAAGGGAAUGUGGGUACAACUUUCACCACAAGACAUUCUCCAAAUGCUUGGUAGAGCCGGAAGACCACGGUAUGAUAAAUCUGGUGAGGGUGUAAUCAUUACCGCGAACGAGGAACUCCAAUAUUAUUUGGCAGUGCUCAACCAACAACUUCCAAUCGAGUCUCAGUUCAUGAGUAAACUAGCCAACAAUCUCAACGCUGAAGUUGUUCUUGGCACAAUUACCUGUCGGGAAGAUGCCGUUGAAUGGUUGGCCCAAACAUACUUGUAUAUCCGUAUGCUCAAGGCGCCCAAACUCUACCAAGUGGGGUCUGAUUAUGACACUACUGAAGAUCCGACUCUAUACUGGAAACGUGUGGAUUUAGCUCACUCGGCUUUAGCUAUUUUGCAAGAGCAUCAUUUGGUGACGUACGAGGCAUCUCUGGGUUUUGUUGCAACCACUGAAUUGGGUAAAAUUUCUGCUCAUUUCUACAUCAACUACGAGAGCGCAUCAAUGUACAAUACUCGCCUCAAGCCAUGGAUGCUGGAAAUCGACAUAUUCCAGGUCUUUUCCUAUUCUGGCGAGUUUAAGUAUGUCCCAGUGAGGCAGGAAGAGAAGUUGGAGAUACGGAAACUUGCAGAGAAAUGUCCGAUCCCUAUCAAAGAGAAACCUAAUGAUCCGCAUGCCAAGAUCAACGUACUCUUGCAACUGUACAUCACAAAAUUGCGUUUGGACGGCUUUGCAUUGACAGCCGAUAUGAUUUAUGUCACACAGUCUGCUGGACGACUUAUGAGGGCAAUCCACGAGAUCUGCCUUAAAAAGAAAUGGUCUCAACUUGCUGAAACAACACUUGCAAUCUGCAAAUACGUUGAAAGCCGCAUGUGGAGCACGAGUUCAGCUUUUAGACAGUAUGGUACCCUCGCACCUCUUGAACUAGUCAAGGCCACUGAAGCGUCUCAUCUUCCGUUCAUGAGUUAUUUUCAGUUGAGUCCUGCGGAGCUUUCGGAGGCAAUAAGCUUCAGAGGAUCUAGUCAACUCGCCCACGAUUUGUUGAAGCAAUACCCUAAAUUUAACAUUGAGGGCCAUGCUCAACCGGUCACAUCGGAUAUGAUCCGCUGUCUGGUUGAGAUCAUGCCGGAAUGGGAGUGGAACUGGAAACUCCAUGGCUCGUCGGAGCUGUUUUUGGUAAUUGUCGCUGACUGUGAUGGGGAGCGGGUGCUUUUUGAUGAUGUCGUCAAGAUUACAAAGCGCCAUCUCUACAAGAGUUUGUCUCUCGACUUCACAGUCAGCUCUGUUGGCGAUAUAAAGACUUUGGGCCCGAGUCUCUAUGUCAGUGUUUCGAGUGAAAAAUGGAUCCAUUCGACGUGGAAGGCUCCUGUGAAGUUAUUCCACUUGGAGGGCCCCAAAGAACCCAAACCAUUGACAAAAGUGCUCGAUGUCCAAAGCGUACCUGUUGCAUCUCUCGGAGAUCCAACUUUCGAGGCUUUAUUUCCAUUUUCCUACUUUAACAAGUUUCAGUCUCAAUGUUUCCACUCCCUUUGGAACACCAAUGACUCUCUCUUCAUAGGAGCCAACAAGGGCUGUGGUAAGACUACAGCUGCAGAGUUGGCUAUCAUCAACUCUUGGCGUCAAAACAAACAGCGGAUUUUGUAUCUUCAACCGUCACAGGAGAGAAUUGACAUCUUGUUAAAGAAAUGGACAAGUAUGUUCUCAUCUCUCACUGACCCACCGAAAGUGGUGGCCAAGCUCGCUGGCGACUUGGCUGCAGAUGUGCGCACGCUUUCACUGAGCCACUUGGUUCUUGCAACCCCAGCUCAAUUUGAUGUAGUGUCUAGAAAGUGGCGUUCGAGGAAACUGAUCCAAUCGCUUGAGCUCGUGAUAGCAGACGAUGCUCAUCUCGUCGGUUCACCUUCGUGUGGCGUCUCAUACGAAGCUGUGCUCACUCGAAUCAAGUUCAUGGCGACCCAUUUGGGAAGAGAUAUUCGAGUUUUGGCUCUUUCAUUCCCUUUGGUGUAUGGACGCGAGUUUGCCGGAUGGCUUGGCUGCACCAAGAAGCUGAUUUAUAAUUUUGGCCCUAAUUAUCGUGCAAAGCCUAUUUCUGAAAUCAGACUUCUUCCAUGCGAAAGCAAUGUCACAAUUGCAUCUCUGGGUAACAAGCAAUUCGUUUCCCUAUUGGAGAGCACUAAAUCUCUUCUUGUUUUCGUCUCAAGCAAAAAGGCUGCUCUUGACCUAGCGCCCUCGAUUCUCAAUUUCGAGGCAUUAUUUCCAAAAUCAGAUUCUGAAGAAAUGAAUACCUUGCUAGAGCGUCUCGAUGACAAAUCACUCAUUCCUUUACUCAACCGCAGUGUUGGUUUAUUUCAUGAAUCGAUGCUGAGAAAAGACAAGACAAUUGUUGAAAGGCUUUUUACCAAUAACUUUAUCAAAGUCUUGAUUGCCACAAAAGACACUUGCACAUAUGCGCCAUAUGCGCAUUCAGUUUUGAUUUACGGAACUCAAACUGAAAGUUCUCAUCAAGCGAACGACUACUAUCUUACGGAUCUCAUGGAAAUGGUUGGAUGUUGUGACGGAGGCCGAGUUCUCGUGUAUGCUCUGGCGCUCAAGGUAGAAUAUUAUUCCCAUUUUCUUACUCAUCCUCUCCCUGUCGAGAGUCUCUUGCACAACUCUCUCCAGGAUGCAUUUAUCCAUGAGAUCUCAACAAGGACCAUUAAAACCAAGCAAGACUGUGUUGAUUGGAUUACGUACACUUUCUUUUACUGCAGAUUGAACCAGAAUCCUAGCUUCUAUGGCCUCAAGCUCCAGGACGAAUCUAGUCUCUCAGAAUACUUGUCGGAGUUGGUUGAGGCUACUCUUGAAGACUUGGAGCAAGCAAGCCUCAUUGAAAUUAUAGAGCCUGAAGAUGAAGAUGACGAAGACGAAGAAGAGGCAAUUAGCCCCUUGAAUGGAUCCAUGAUAGCUUCUCACUACAACGUCCAAUUUGCCUCCAUGAAGCAAAUCAGAAACUUAUCUGCUUCGUCUAGAUUGAGAAAUAUCUUGGAGGCUAUCACCUCCGCGUCCGAAUUUGAAGAUCUUCCAAUUAGAGCAGGAGAAGAGCAAGCUCUCCAAAAGAUCUCACAACAUGUUCCUCUUAAACUUUCAGGAGACACAGACUUCGAGUCGCCACAUGUGAAGGCCUUCUUGCUUCUCCAAGCGCAUUUUUCUCGUGUAAAGCUUUCAGGAGAUUUAGCGCAUGACCAAAAGCACAUUUUAGCCACUGUUUUGAAACUAGUCAAUGCCUGUGUUGAUUCUCUUUCCAGUGAGGGUCUCUUGAAUGCUUUGCAAGCAAUGGAUUUGUCACAAAUGAUAGUUCAAGGAAUGUGGAGCAACCAGAGUCCGCUUUAUCAAAUUCCUCAUGUGACGCCAGAUUUAAUUGAGCGGUGCAAAAAGUAUGACGCAGAGACAGUGUUCGAUAUAAUGGCUCUAGAAGAUGACGAAAGAGAUGACGUGCUUCGCAUGGAGGGCGAACCUCUUGAGGAUGUAGCUAACUUUGUCAAUAAGUAUCCUAACAUCGAUGUCAGCUACGAGCUAGACAUGCUGACACCAAUGGUGGCCAACGAAGGAAAGGAGGUGAUUGUUACCAUUGAGAGAGAUGAGGAAAUGGAGGAUCUCGAGGUGGAAACACUGAGAUUUCCAAUCGCAAAGGCCGAAAGUUGGUGGGUGGUUGUCGGCGACUCAGCAACUCGGCAGUUGUAUGGCAUUAAAAAACUGCUGGUCAAGAACAUUUCUCAGGAAGUGAAGAUCGAAGUUUCUGUUCCCAACAGCGGAAAGCAUCAGCUUACUAUUUGGUGCAUGUGUGACUCCUAUGUGGAUGCAGACAAGGAGAUGCUGUUUGAGGUGGAUGUUCAGCUGGAGUAA